AGCAACACUGACUUCUUGAGCCAAUUGAGUUUGUGUAUUUGCAGCAGAAGGCUAGAUUUUGACUGGUGCAGCCUUGAAGGAGAGUAAUUACAUGUGGGGAUGUGAUGACAUGAUGUUACCUGCAGACUGAUGGCUCAAUUCAUUUAGAUGGGCCUUUGGGGUUGCUUCGUUCUUCGGCCGACCGGACCCGUCACGGUUCGGUUCUCGCGAUGCAGGACUCGGUGACACCUCAGGAUUUCUAUGGCUUGCGCUGCAAUUGGGCAAGCAAGGAUGGCAAAGACUGCAAGAAUUCCACAGAUGCUAUUUGUUGGAUCACUUCCUGCCAGCAUGUCCUUUGUGAUGAGCAUGCCAAGCUCGCAUUUGCCAGUGGAGAUUCAUGCCCCAUUUGUGGCUACGAAGCAGCGAAAGUCAUCAAAGCGAAUCUGUCCAGAGAGGGACGUGCUCAAGCAAGGAAAGGUCUUUUGCCAGGCCUCACACCUUCCGAGAUCAUGGAUUCGGCCGCCCGGAACAUCGAGUUCUGGGUUCGACAGAAGGCUCUGGAAUGCAUGCAACGGAAGAAGUGCCGCGUGCAGAUGGAGAAGCGCAGCGAAGAGAUGUCCAAGUCCGCAGAAGAGCAGAUCCAGGUCUAUCAACGGAAGUGUCAGCAGCUGGAGGAGGAGCAGGUGGCCUUGCAGAAGAAGUUGGACGACUUGGAAUCUGACCGCAACAGCGUGCAGUUGAAGAUCCAAGCCUUGCAACGGGACUGUUCUAAGGCCGAACAGCGUUGUGAACGUGUGCACCGCCAAAUGGGUCAAGUUGAGACCAUGCUUCCAACCAGCUUCGGCUUGAGACAGAGCCAGACCAGCUCUUUGCCGAUCACCCAAGGUCUUUCACCGGCCCGAGGCGAUCGGCGCCCGGAGGUCGACUCGGGGCCCCGAUCGGAGCCCCGAGUGUUCAAUUUCGAAGGUGCUCAUGGGGCUUUGUCGCCGGGCAGACUGGGAGUUGGUGCAGUCCAGUCUUCCUUUGGUCAUUUCUUCGACCACAAACCCAGCUUGACCGGCUUCAACGGCUUGACCUUGCCUGGCAGCCCCAAGCGCGGCCCGGUGCGAUCCGCUCCACUCAAUUCGGCCUUCUUCGGCUCCGCGAGGAUGUCAAGGCGUCGGAUAACAUGAGUGCAGAAGACAGAGCAGCACAGUCAGUGCUUCCAGCAUUUGAUCUCUUGCGUGAAGAUGUCUCGUGAAGAUGUCUGAAGGCAUUGACUAGUGGUUGUUAGUCAGUGCCAAGACUAUGCCAAAGAGCCUGGCUAGUCAAUUUAGCUAUGACACAAAACGUUUCAAAAGGGAAUGUUGCACCGUCCCAGCGCCUGCAUAGUGGUGCGCAACAGAUCUUAAGAAUUUGCUUUGCAUAUCGUGGGAA
Durusdinium trenchii is the source of this 1395-nucleotide messenger RNA. Lineage: Eukaryota; Dinophyceae; Suessiales; Symbiodiniaceae. The record is from the annotation of a GenBank genome assembly.